UGCUGUUAUGACGUCAUUAGAAAAACGAACAUCAUGAGCAGAACGUUUGUGUAGUUAAAUAAUUGUCUGCAUAACAAUUACAUCAAGCGUGACAUGAUACGCCUUAUUACGAGAGGAAAAGUGAACCAAACACCACUGUCACAAGCACACCGUGGGAGUGUGUGCAGUCAGGAAGAGUAAACGUUGCUUCCGUAAUACAACCAUAACAAACAAGCACGUGCAAAGUUCAUAUCAAAAUAAUGUGAAUGAAAAUUGUUUCAAAUGAGCUAUUUGUAUUUAUGUAUUUAGAAUACCUCGGCAUUGGGGCACGAGAAAGUAAAAGCUCAGAAUUAUUACUGAAGAUAGUGAGUUAGGCUGCUGCUGUGCAAACAGUUGUCGAUUCUGCUGUUGAUAUGGAAAACUGAGUCACCUGUAGUUGCUCUCCGAUCAUAUGACUGUUUAAAGUACUGAAUUCCGUUACUUGGAUUUGUUUACUGUUCAUUCUGUUGGUAUCUGGACACUGAGGACGUCUCUGAACGGCUUGUCAAAAGAGAAAGAGGGAUGUCGUAUGAACAAGAUGAAGAUGACCAAUAUGCUCCAGGGUAUGAUGUUGGUUCAUUUCCUAAAGAUUUUGGAUAUGGUCCCUUCGACCAGGAUGGCGAUGGUCCCCCAGGCCCUCUGGCUGGUGAGCAGAAACCAAGAAUAUUGCUGAUGGGCCUUCGGAGGAGUGGUAAAUCUUCAAUACAAAAGGUGGUCUUCCACAAAAUGUCACCCAACGAGACAUUAUUUCUAGAGAGUACAAACAAGAUCAUUAAAGAUGACAUUUCAAACUCAAGUUUUGUGCAGUUCCAAAUAUGGGACUUUCCUGGUCAGAUUGAUUUCUUUGACCAGUCAUUUGAUUCUGAUAUGAUAUUUGGAGGGUGUGGAGCUCUGGUUUUUGUUAUAGAUGCUCAGGAUGAUUACAUGGAAGCACUGAUGAAAUUAAAUCUUACUGUUACAAAAGCCUUCAAAGUAAAUCAGAGCAUUAAAUUUGAGGUUUUCAUUCAUAAAGUAGAUGGAUUAUCAGAUGAUUAUAAGAUGGAAACACAGAGAGAUAUUCAUCAGAGAGCUAACGAUGAUCUUGCAGAUUCAGGAUUUGAUCAGAUUCACUUGAGCUUUCAUCUGACUUCUAUUUAUGAUCACAGUAUAUUUGAAGCAUUCAGUAAAGUUGUACAAAAGCUGAUUCCACAAUUACCAACAUUGGAAAAUCUGUUGAAUAUACUGAUUUCGAAUUCUGGAAUUGAAAAAGCCUUUCUUUUCGAUGUUGUGUCGAAGAUAUAUAUAGCAACUGAUUCUUCUCCAGUUGACAUGCAGAGCUAUGAACUUUGCUGUGAUAUGAUUGAUGUUGUUAUAGAUGUCUCUUGCAUUUAUGGCCUCAGAGAUGACACAGAUGCAGCAGCAUUUGAUUCUCAGAGUUCAAGCUUAAUUAAACUUAAUAAUGGUACUAUUUUGUACUUAAGAGAAGUGAAUAAGUUCCUAGCUCUAGUGUGUAUACUCAGAGAAGACAACUUUGAUAGACAAGGGGUAAUUGACUACAAUUUUCUUUGCUUCCGAGAAGCCAUACAGCAAGUAUUUGAAUUGAGAAAUAAGAGCCAGGCAUUAGGAAAUACAACAAACAGCCAUGUAGCAAACCACGUGAAUAGCCUGUCAGCAGGCAUGGAACAGCCACAAGUAAAUGGUGCCAAUAUGAAAAGCUGAGGCAGUAAACGGAGUCUGCAAGGAUUGAAACAGGGCAUGUGGAAGAUGAAGGUAAUGCUUACAAGGAUAUCUUACAUCACAGUUGAUUGUACUUUGCCCCUGUUAAGUGUACUGUUAAAGUAUUGUUUAGGACAUUCUAGUCUAGGAAUGCAGCUUAAGAACCAGCAAGAAGAAUGUGGCAUGUGACAGACUUUGCUGAUCUGCAAUUAUGCCAUGCAUUCUUGUAAGAUUUUUUUGGCAUAAAACGUUGUUGUGUAUUGCCAUACAAGGGGCACAGUGAAUGUCUUAUUUCUUCGUUACAUAUCUGAUCGCGUUGCCAAAAUAUGUACAUACUACAGAGUGCAGAGAUAAUUGUAUAUUUUAAGAACAGCUGACAAGACACUUAUUUUUAAAAAUUUGCCUUCUUAGAGAGGAAAAAAUAAGGCUGUAUCAGAUUUGUAGAAUAUUGUGUGUUGAUAGCCACUAUAAACCAGCUAAUUUUAAGAAUUUUGCAGUUUUUUUAUAUGCUAUUUAUAGACUUCUUGUAUAAGAUGUUAAACUGAAAGACUUGUUUUCAAAAAUAAAUAUAAAGAAAUGUUUUAGUAUGAUCAAAGUUGUUUGUUUAGUAAUCUCCUGUGUCAUUAAGAAAUAUGAGAGGAUUUGUGACACAAUAAAAACAUAAAUUUCAUUGCUUAAACAGAUAUUAGAUUUUGUGGCACUGUGCCAUUAUUCAGUUCUCACUACUAUAGCAUUGUCAGUACAGGAGGAUCUAUAAAUUCAAAUCUGAAACAUAAUGGAGGACUGUUUUAUAUUCAGUAUUGUUUAUAAACAACACUGCUGAAAUGUGUUUCCGCAUAAUUUAUUACAUCUUAGCAUGAAAAAGCAAACUGGUAGUGAAGUUUCUUACAUUCACAUUAUGUGUCUGGGGCAACCCUACUGGAGAAGAACUUUCAGUGCUGAUUAGCAUUUCACACACCAUGUGUGCCAAUCACUUAUGUCAAAAAUAUUGCAAUAUUUUAUAGAUUGUUCAUUUACUACUUCAUUUUGUAUCACCUCAUGUAAUAAAUUGUACAAUGUAACCGUAUAUAGAAUUAAUGGAAUUUGUUAUUGCUCAUUUUACAAAACUCUUAGCAUUGAAGAAUAUAAAAUUUGUGAUAGAAAACUGCAGUGACUAUUUAUUUUUCUGAUUCUUGUGGAAAAUCCUCACUAGUCAUUUGGGAGCUAAUUUGAUCACCACAUUGUGCGACUGUUGUGUAAUUGUGUAUAGAUAGUGAUGCUUUGAAAGGGAGAACUAUUGCAAUAUGUUUAACAUUCACACUGCCUCUGCUGUCUUAUAUCUGUAAAUCAUUUUGUUGCAAAUACAUGGUAGGAUAAAUGAAUGUCUAUGUAAUUUUAGUUUAUAAGCACAUCUGUGACACAAUAAUAUUGCACUUGGCCUCCCGUGGCUGUUGUCAGAAAGAUGUGGUGACAUUACAGUAAACAAGUGCUGUGGUGACUAAGGAAAACACAUCACACUGCAAUUGAUUCCAAGACAGUUGUGCAUAUUCUGUUAUGUGUUUCAGCAUGUCCUCUUGAAAUAUCAUUAAAAAAUCUCACAAUAACAAUAUAUUUUAUUCUUUUAGUUCAUGGGUUUUAUCUUUUAGUAAUGUCUUUCGUAUUUAAAACUGCCGAUUAAUUGCUACUAAGCAUCCAUUUCACUUAAAUAAAAAUGGUAGAAAAACAAACACACACACACACACACACGGUUUACUGUUCAGUAGUAUAGUUUGUAGAUCUACACCCUGUCAAAAUACCAGAGAAACUAUUUUUAUGCCAGAAAAAUGUGCUUUAAUAAUGUUUUCAUUGUUAUUAAAAGUAAUAAGUAGCUGUGAGCCCCCUCUUUGAUUACUAUGUUAUACUGCUCGUAUUUGGAAAUAUGUUACUCAUAAUACUUCUGAAUAAACUUUCUGUUAUAUAGUUUAUUAAUGUGUAAUUUGUUUUAAUUUAAUUUUGUGUCCAUCAAUAAGAGGAUGGUGCGAACUAUUCCCAACGUGUAACACUGGGCAUAUCUGAAGAAGUAAAUCUUUGGAAAGUGAAGAGUUAGCUAUCAUGAUUUAAUUCAUAUACUGAAGAAUAGUUUUGAUUGCAUAUGUGUGUAAAACAAUAAUAAAUUAUUACAUGACAGUGUAUUCUUGAAAAGUUACCUUAAAUGUGUAUUUCUUGUUGUCUUUGUGAGUGUACAGUAUGUUGCGUACUUAUGAUUUACAAAAAAUUAUAGAUACUAUGUAAUGUUCUCAUUGUAACUAGGAGAAGAGCAGUUCAUUAUGCGUAUUUUAUGUAUGGUUUCCCCCCCUAUUACUAUUUAAUCAUAAAGAAUUUUAAUGUGUUCAGUGUUUAGUUGCAGUGCUUGCUCUUUCUUCUUCUAAAAUAUGCGGUGUAAUUUGUUUAUACUGCAAUAAGGGUUAAUUCCUAAAUUUCAUUUUAUCAUUUUAAAGGUUUCAUUAGUUAAUUUCAUUUUUAACUGUCCUUUUUAAUUAAGCUCCAGGAAACAAUUGUCAAAGAUUGUGACGAUCAGCAGUGACGUCAAUUAUAAAUCUCAGUUUUCGCACAGACACUGCAGGAGUCAUUGUUUUUAAUGGUUUAAUACGUUACAUAACUCACAGUCUUUGUCAGUUUUUUGUAAGUUAAUUUUUCCAUGACAUGUUAUAAUUAACGGCGGAGAUUGAGUGUCUUCCAUCGAACAUAUGAAACAAAAAAAAAAAUUUUUUUUCAUGCUCGAUUGCAUAAUUGUCAUCAAGGGUAUUGUGCCACCGUGUAUUGUAUGCUAUACAAAUAUAUAAAUUUUUUGUUUAUGUUGUCAUGAACUGUAGUUAUUUGUGUCUUCCAUGUAUAAUUCUGUGUUGUUCAAUACCUAUGC
This is a messenger RNA of Schistocerca nitens (vagrant locust), 4591 nucleotides long. It is a transcript of the gene RagC-D, whose product is annotated as ras-related GTP-binding protein C. Gene Ontology annotation, cellular component: Gtr1-Gtr2 GTPase complex; lysosome; nucleus. NCBI's taxonomy places the organism in Eukaryota, Metazoa, Arthropoda, Insecta, Orthoptera, Acrididae. The transcript is spliced from 9 exons. Bases 541 to 1716 code for a protein of 391 amino acids. Gene Ontology annotation, molecular function: GTPase activity; GTP binding. The record is from RefSeq and is a predicted model, not a curated record. Gene Ontology annotation, biological process: regulation of autophagy; cellular response to starvation; positive regulation of TOR signaling.